This is a messenger RNA of Trematomus bernacchii (emerald rockcod), 3243 nucleotides long. It is a transcript of the gene wdr59, whose product is annotated as WD repeat domain 59. The record is from RefSeq and is a predicted model, not a curated record. Lineage: Eukaryota; Metazoa; Chordata; Actinopteri; Perciformes; Nototheniidae. The transcript is spliced from 26 exons. The coding region runs from base 29 to 2929 and encodes 966 amino acids. Gene Ontology annotation, molecular function: protein binding.
CGCUCUGUUGACGGUAGAAGACUGAAAGAUGGCCGCGCGCUGGAGCAGCGAGAAUGUGGUGGUGGAGUUUCGAGAUGCUCAGGCCACCGCUAUGUCAGUGGACUGCCUGGGUUCUCACGCUGUACUUUCCGGGCGGCGCUUCCUGUACAUGGUGAACCUGGAGGCUCCGUCCGAGCAGCCGAGGAAGAUCGGGCGUCAGAGUAAGUGGGACGUGGGGACGGUUCAGUGGAAACCUCAUCGAGACGAGGCGCACGUCUUCGCCGCCUCCAGUAACCAGCGCGUGGAUCUGUACUCGUGGAAGGACGGCUGUGGAGAGAUUCACUCCUCCCUGCAGGGCCACACCCGGGUCAUCAGUGAUCUGGACUGGUCCUGGUUUGAACCGGAGCUUCUCGUCACCAGUUCAGUCGACACGUACAUCUACAUCUGGGACACCAGAGACACGAGGAAACCCACGGUGGCGCUGUCAGCUGUCGCGGGGGCGUCUCAGGUGAAAUGGAACAAGAAGAACCAGAACCUGCUGGGGUCGAGUCACGAUGGAGACGUUCGGAUCUGGGAUAGAAGAAAGCCCAGCACGGCAGUAGAGUACGUGGCGGCUCACCUCUCAAAGAUCCACGGCCUCGACUGGCAUCCCGACAACGAGUUCGUGUUCGCCACGUCGAGCCAGGACAACUCCGUGAGGUUCUGGGAUUACCGACAGCCCAGGAAGUACCUGAACAUCCUCUCCUGCCAAGUGCCUGUGUGGAAAGCUCGGUACACGCCCUUCUCUAACGGUCUGGUCACAGUGAUGGUUCCUCAGCUGAGGAGAGAGAACAGUUUGCUGCUCUGGUCGUCGCUCGACCUCAACAGCCCGGUCCACGCCUUCGUGGGACACGACGACGUGGUGCUGGAGUUCCAGUGGAGGCCGCAGAAAGAAGGCUCGAAGGACUACCAGCUGGUGACCUGGUCCAGAGAUCAGACUCUGAGGAUCUGGAGGGUCGACCCUCAGCUGCAGAAGCUGUGUGUCAGUGACGUGGGGGAGGAGCUGAUGGAGGGGAUGUCUCUCACCGUGGAGUCGGAGAAGUCUCUUUCCUCUCAGGAGCCGGACAGUCAGUACAGCGUCGGCCUCGCUGCAGAUAACCUGACGGAUCAGGACGGCGCUCUGAUCUCCGCGGUGGGUUCAGGCGUCCCUCAGACUUUACAGCAGGAGUUCUCUCUGGUCAACCUGCAGAUCAGGAACGUCAACGUGGAGAUGGACGCGGUGAAUCGCAGCUGCAUGGUGUCGGCGCACUGCGGCAGCCAUCAGGUCCACCUGGUGGUCAAGUUUCCCGCUCAAUAUCCCAACAACGCCGCGCCCAGCUUCCUGUUCGUCCCCCCCACCACCAUCCCCUCCGCCAUGAAGACCAAGAUCCAGAAGAUUCUAACGGACACCUCUCUGCAGAAAGUGAAGAGGAACCAGAACUGUCUGGAGCCGUGUGUCCGACAACUGGUGUCCUGCCUGGAGUCAGACAUGACGCAGGAAGACGGUCCUUCCUCUGGACCUUUUGUCCUCUCAAACCCCGUCACCCCCGCCAUGCAGGCGUUCCCUCGGGUCACCAACACCUACGGGUCCUACCAGGACGCCAACAUCCCGUUCCCUCGGACCUCCGGCGCUCGGUUCUGCGGCACCGGCUGCCUGGUGUACUUCACCCGACCAAUCACCAUGCACCGCUCGGUCCCGCCCACUGAGCCCACCCCAAGGUCUCUGUCAGCGCUGUCGGCCUAUCACAGCGGAGUGUUGACUCCCAUGAAGAUGCGUUCAGAGUCUCAGAGCACGCUGCGGUUAUACAGCGGCAGCCCCACGCGCUCCGACAAAGACACGGUGUCCAUCUCCUCCUUCUACUACAAAGAGCGGAAAUCCCGUCGCUUUAAGACAAAGAGAGAGGGGAUGGAUUACGGUCAGCGUCCCAUCAAGCUGGCGGGGAAAGUGAUCAUCCAGGAGAUCUCCUGCCUGCUGCCCGUCCACAAAGCCCUGGGAGAGAGCUACAUUCUGAACAUGAACGACAUCCAGGAAACGUGUCAGAAGAACGCCGCGGCGUCGCUCACCGUCGGGCGCAGAGACGUGGCCAAGGUUUGGGCCCUGGCGUCUGCGGCCACCAGCCAGGACCUGAGUCCGGACUCGGACCCGGACACGGAGACGCCGUGGGCCAGACACCCGUUUGGGCGCCACCUGCUGGAGACUCUUCUGGAUCACUACAGCCACAUGAGUGACGUCCAGACUCUGGCCAUGCUGUGCAGUGUGUUCAGAGCUCAGCCCCCCGCAGACAUUUACUCUCUGUACGGACAUCACCUCUCUCGAUCCUCCGUCUUCCCCCCUCACCACUCUCGAUAUCCCAGCAUCACGUCCAGCUCCGUCAACUCGGGCUCCUGCUCCAGCACCUCCGACUCCGUCGCUGCGGGCACCUGGAGCACAGGUAGAGACUGUGAGCAGGUCAACCCGUGGGCCGAGUCCUCGCCGGACGACCACCGCUGUGGCCCCCAGGGGCCGAGCGACCCCCGGGAACGAGAGCGAGAGCAGCACGACAUGAACAAGAGACUGCUGGACCCGACCAACACGCUGCAGUUCGACGACUUCAAGAAGAGUUACGGAGAAAUCCUUCACCGCUGGGGUCUGAGGGAGAAGAGAGCCGACGUCCUCAAGUUCGCCUCCUGCCCUCCUGAACCCCACAAAGGCAUCGAAUUCGGUGUGUAUUGCUGUCACUGCCGCAGUCAGGCUCGUGGGACUCAGUGCGCUGUCUGUAAACGCCUCACCUUCCAGUGCGCCAUCUGCCACGUCGCCGUCCGCGGAUCCUCAAACUUCUGCCUGAGCUGCGGACAUGGAGGACACACGAGUCACAUGAUGGACUGGUUCAGGCGGCAGGACGAGUGUCCGGCCGGCUGCGGCUGCCACUGCCUGCUGCAGAGCACCUUCUGACAGCACAGGGACGCCCCGGGACAGAAACAAACACACCUCCAGCUGCAGAGAGGAACCUUCUGACAGCACAGGGACGCCCCGGGACAGAAACAAACACACCUCCAGCUGCAGAGAGGAACCUUCUGACAGCACAGGGACGCCCCGGGACAGAAACAAACACACCUCCAGCUGCAGAGAGGAACCUUCUGACAGCACAGGGACGCCCCGGGACAGAAACAAACACACCUCCAGCUGCAGAGAGGAACCUUCUGACAGCACAGGGACGCCCCGGGACAGAAACAAACACACCUCCAGCUGCAGAGAGGAACCUUCUG